GCCGACAGGAGGAGGGGUCACUUUCGAUUGCCGCCGCCCAGCAUGACCGUGACCGACUUGAUUCUGCUCGCGCAAGUGACCGAGGCGGACGUGACCAGGGAGCUGUCGGCCCGCUACCAAGCGAACGACAUCUACACGUACAUCGGUCCCGUCCUGAUCGCGGUCAACCCGUACAAGCUGAUCAAGCGGAACGGCAGGUCCAUCUACGACGAGUCGGUGAUCGAAGACUUUUCCGGCCGCGAAAUACACGAGAACGACCCGCAUCCGUUUGCGAUUGCCGAGAGCGCGUACUCGCACAUGAUCAACUUUAAGGCGAACCAGUGCAUCUUGAUCACGGGCGAGUCGGGCAGUGGCAAGACCGAAACGUCCAAGCACGUCCUCCAGUACAUCGCCAACAUCAGUACCAAGGCGCGGACGCGCUUGGCGGUCAACCAGUCGCGGCAACUCACGGACGACAAAAAGCACGCGAUCGAUGAAGUCGUCAACAACGUCCGCCGCAUCCUGAUUCGAGCCAACCCGGUGCUGGAAGCGUUCGGGAACGCGCAGACGAUCCGAAACAACAACUCGUCCCGGUUUGGCAAGUACAUGCUGCUCCAGCUCAACCCGAGCGGCCAAGUCGUCGGCGGGUUUGUCCACAACUACCUGCUCGAGAAAAACCGCGUGAUCACGCAAGCGGUCGGCGAGCGCAACUUUCAUUGCUUUUACCACCUCCUCGCCGGCGCGUCCAAAGCGGACAAGGCCGAGUGGCACCUCGAGGACGCGACCAAGUACGCGUUCCUCCAGCAUGAAAACCGCACGAUCGACGGCGUGAACGAUCGCACCGAGUUUGCCGACCUCGCGCACCACAUGACCGCCGUCGGCAUCACGGACGUCGAGCAGCGCGACAUUUACCAGCAGCUCGCGGCCAUCUUGCACCUCGGCAACGUCGUAUUUGUGCCGCAAGUAGACGCGAGCCACAACCCGUGCUGUGUCAUCCACGUACGUCCUACGCAAUGUCGUGUGUGGUGGUUGUGUGGGAAUGGGUGUGUGAAUGCAAGGGCUGGCACCGAUCCCAAAGGCGCGCCAGCGCCAUGCGACUGGCGCGUGGCAUACAUUGGCCUGGAAUGCACGCUCCGCCACUUCUCUGCGAGCGGGUCGUGCUGCACCGCGAGCGUCGGCCACCGUUCGACCUUGGAUCCUUCUCUUCCCUCGACGAUAUUCCCUCCGAGAAGGAUGGGUUGCCGUGAAAUUCAGUCACGAUAGGCAUGUGUGUGUUGUAUAGCCCGAGACGAAGCAAGCGCUGCAACUUGGCGCCAAGCUGAUGGGGGUAUCGGCCGACAGCUUGGAGGACAUGUUUACGUUCAAGUCGCUCACGAUCAACCGGUCCGAGAUGCGGGUCCCGCUGACGGCGGCUCAAGGCGAGAAAGUUCUCCACAGUGUCGUGCGAUGCGUGUACGACAACAUCUUUACGUGGCUCGUCGAAAAGGUCAACAGAGGCAUCCACAAUCCGCGCCGGGCGUCCCAAACGAUCGGGAUCUUGGACAUCUACGGGUUUGAGAUUUUCCAGGAAAACGUGUUUGAGCAACUGUGCAUCAACUACGUCAACGAAAAGCUCCAGCAGCUCUUCAUCUCGCAGACGCUGCAGAGCGAGCAGCUCGAGUACAAGCGCGAGGGCAUUGCGUGGGUCAACAUUGAGUUUUUCAACAACCAGGUCGUGUGCGACUUGAUCGAAGAUGCCAAGAUGCCCGGGAUCCUGCCGCUCCUGGACGAACAAUGCGCGAUUUCGCAAACGUCGGUGGACGUCCUCAUGCACCGAUUCAACGAAACAUUCGCCAAACAGCCGCACUACAUCAAGUCCCGCGUCAAGGGCAGCGUGUUUAGCGUGCGCCAUUACGCUGGCGUCGUCGAGUACGACUUGACUCGGUUUGCCGAGGCCAACAUUGACUCGUUCUUCACCGAGUUGUACACGGAGCUCCAAAAGUCGACGAGCAGCUUUGUUCGCAACCUCCUUCGCGACGAUCGGUCCAAGAAAGAAAAGCUCAAGCGGCCGCCAUCCACGUCGUUCCAGUUCCGCGCGCAAGUCAAUGCGCUUGUCCAGGACCUCAACAUGUGCAACCCCCACUACGUCCGGUGCAUCAAGCCCAACGAGAAGAAAAUGUCGGGCACGAUAAACAAGGAGCUUGUGUCGGCACAAGUCCACUGCCUUGGCCUUGUUGAAAACAUCCGCGUCCGUCGAGCCGGGUUUUGCUACCGCGAAACGUACGCCACGUUUCUUCACCGGUACAAAAUACUGUCGCGCACGUCGUGGCCGGCCCCCAAGAACUGCUCCACGCGCCAAGCCACGUUGGAGUUGCUGACCGCGGACGACGUCGGCGUCCUCCCCAGCCUGCAGCCCGUGUCUGUCCAGCGGGAAGCGGAAGCGAGUGGCGGCAAGCGCCCCAUGACGCCCCUCGAAGUGUACCGCGCGCACUUGGCCGCCAAGAACAACAAACCGAUCGACGGAAAGGAGACGCAACAAACCAUUAUCCCGUUCAAGGAAGACAUCGAGUCGCUCGGGUGUUUUUCACUCGGCCGAAACAAAGUCUUUAUCAAGCACCCCGCCGCCCUUUUUUCGCUCGAGCGGCUGCGUCAAGACAAGCUGCCGCAGAUCGCGAAAAUCAUCGAAGCUGCAUGGAUUCGUCGACUGCUCCGCGCCCGGUUGGCAAAAUACGCCGUCGUGUACGCCGACUUGAACAAGCGGUACACGGCAGUCGUUGAUAACUUGCAGGAUCGUUUGAAGCGCCGCCAAGGCGCCGCGGACAAAGCCAAAGUCGCGGCCUUGUACGCGCACUGGAACGACCUGGCGUCCAAGUUGCUCUUGCCGACGUCGCGCCUGCACGCGCGCCUCGCACGGGACGAAGUAUACAACGCGGCGAGUUUCCUGACCAGCCACAUCAAGCGCAACCUGGCCGUGCGCAAACUCGAGCGUCUCAAGAAAGCCGUCCAGGUGUUCAGUUCUCGGUGGAAGGGCCGCCAAACGCGGCGCCGCAUGUCGCCGGACCUCGCGCAAAAGUGCUAUCGCGCCAUGCUCGGCAUCCGCACCGAGUUUGAACGGUUGUUUGGAAAGAAGAAGCGCCGCCGCGACACGUUGGAUCGGGUCUACUUGGGCGAUUACUUGGACCUGAACAAGCACGCACCGAUCCAGGCGCUGCUGACAGCAACCAAGGAGCGCCAGGUCCUGUUCGCCGGAGUCACGCUCAAGGUCAACGAAAAGUUUGUCGCGCAGUCGCGGCUCCUCCUCAUCGGGGAAACGGCCCUCCACAACGUCAAGGCGGACAAGAUGGACAAACCCAAAGAACGCCGCGUCGUCCCGAUCACACAGCUCACGAAAAUCUCGAUGAGCUCGCUCCAUGACAAUUACUUGUUCAUCCACGUCGACAACGACGUCGACCUCAUGUACGAAGUUGACCAGAAGACCGAGAUCGUCCUCGUGCUCAAGAAGCGGUACAAGGAACUGCGCAAGCGCGACCUUCCCAUCACGAUCUCGGACACGAUCGAGUUUGAGGCGAAGAAAGGCACGCGGUUGGCGUUCCGAUUUGUAAAGAACCCUCAAACGACCGUCACCACCAUGGAAAAGGUGGACAAGAAGAACGGGCAAGUCAACGUCGGCACCAAGGUCGCGCGCCACUAAGUGCUUCAAGGCGUUGUUGUGCAUCCGUAGCUACAGUCGCAAACGUUGCCACGCACGCCUUGUGACGGCGGCGCUCGCGACUGGUUUAUGUGUUGGCCCGCUAUUGCCACCACAUGAAAUGCAUCGAUGUUUGUGUACCUUGGCGCGGAAGGCGUCUCGUUGAUGGAAAUCUUGAUCGCACACCAUGCCGAUUCAUAAAGUUCUCGUGAAUGAAGCCGUCCCCGAGAUGCUGCAUCCGCCUAGUAUAGCAAGGACCGCCUCGAGCCGUCGCCGACCAGAAUCCCG
Molecule: messenger RNA, 3934 nt
Organism: Aphanomyces invadans
Lineage: Eukaryota; Oomycota; Saprolegniomycetes; Saprolegniales; Verrucalvaceae
Exons: 12
Coding region: 1301-3649 (782 amino acids)
Biological process (GO): actin filament organization; vesicle transport along actin filament
Cellular component (GO): vesicle; cytoplasm; actin cytoskeleton
Molecular function (GO): ATP binding; microfilament motor activity; actin filament binding
Source: RefSeq, a predicted model, not a curated record